GGCCGGCUUGCGGGCGGGUCUUCCGUGUGUCGCGGUCGCUGUUACUGCCGCGCUACCUUUGCGGCUCUGGAGCUACGCUGUCGGCGUUGGCGGCGCGAGGGAAGGGAAGGGACCUGCGGGGCGUGUGUGUGCGCGCGCGAGGGGCGCCUCGGUGCUAGCAGUUCCCCUCGCGCGGGGUGGGCGGCCAAGGUGAGCAGCAGUCGGCGAGGCCCUGGACGGCGCCAUGUCGGCGGGCGGCCCAUGCCCGGCGGGAGCCGGCAGCGGCCCAGGGGGUGCCUCCUGCCCUGUGGGGGUCUCCCCUGGUGGAGUGUCCAUGUUUCGGUGGCUUGAAGUGCUCGAGAAGGAGUUCGACAAGGCCUUUGUGGAUGUGGAUCUUCUUCUGGGCGAGAUCGAUCCGGACCAGGCGGACAUCACUUAUGAGGGGCGUCAGAAGAUGACCAGCCUUAGCUCCUGCUUUGCGCAGCUUUGCCACAAAGCCCAGACUGUGUCUCAGAUCAACCACAAGCUUGAGGCCCAGUUGGUGGAUCUGCGGUCUGAACUGGCUGAGACUCAGGCAGAAAGUUGUCCUGGAGAAGGAACCACGACCAGCUCCUCCAGCUCAUUCACUCAGCUUCAACUUCAUGCCAAGACAGCCCAAGCGUUGACUCUGGUGCCAUUAAGGCCAAGGUGCUUUCACACUGGCGCGUUGGACUCGACUUCGCACUCAAAUCCUCCUGAGGACCUCAUCGCCUGA
Messenger RNA from Rattus rattus (black rat), 733 nucleotides. It is a transcript of the gene Gopc, whose product is annotated as golgi associated PDZ and coiled-coil motif containing. The record is from RefSeq and is a predicted model, not a curated record. The transcript is spliced from 3 exons. The coding region runs from base 224 to 733 and encodes 169 amino acids. Lineage: Eukaryota; Metazoa; Chordata; Mammalia; Rodentia; Muridae. Gene Ontology annotation, molecular function: transmembrane transporter binding. Gene Ontology annotation, cellular component: Golgi apparatus; membrane; trans-Golgi network transport vesicle. Gene Ontology annotation, biological process: negative regulation of protein localization to cell surface.